CGGGACAGGUCCAGAGCCCCGAGCCCUGCACUGCUCCCUUGUGGCCUGCUUAUCCGCUUCCGGCGGAGGACUUUGUCCAGUGGUGCAGUGUGACUUGUGUCCUGUAAAGCUGGGCUGCACACCUCAGCCACACUUCACCACCCACCUCUGACUCCGGCUGCACUGCUAAGGGAUCAUUUUCCGCUUAAGCCUGACUCACUGAGGAAGCCGUGAUGGCCAAUGAAGCGAAGCCUUGCCCGUGCGACAUUGGCCACAGGCUGGAGUACGGGGGCAUGGGCCACGAAGUGCAGGUGGAGCACAUCAAGGCGUACGUCACCAGGCCUCCGGCGGAUGCAGGCAAAGCUGUCAUUGUUGUUCAGGACAUAUUUGGCUGGGAACUGCCCAACACCAGGUACAUGGCUGACCUGAUCGCACGAAAUGGCUACACAACCAUCCUCCCAGACUUCUUCGUGGGACAGGACCCAUGGAGCCCCUCCGGGGACAUGAGCAUCUUUCCUGAGUGGGUGAAGACCAGAAAUGCCCAGAAGGUGGAUAAGGAAGUGGCUGCUGUCCUGCGCUACCUGAAACAGCAGUGUGGUGUGCAGAGGAUUGGCAUCGUGGGCUUCUGCUGGGGCGGCAUCGUAGUGCAUCACGUGAUGACCAAGUUCCCUGAGAUCAGGGCCGGGGUGUCCGUCUAUGGCAUCGUCAAGGAUUCCGAGGACGUUUACGACUUGAAGAACCCCACGCUGUUCAUUUUUGCUGAGAAUGACUUGGUGAUUCCCCUUGAGCAAGUCUCUUUGCUGACCCAGAAGUUGAAAGAACACUGCAAAGCUGAGUACCAAGUUAAAACCUUCACCGGGCAGACUCACGGGUUUGUGCACCGCAAGAGGGAAGACUGCCAGUCGGCCGACAAGCCCUACAUCGACGAGGCCCGGCGGAACCUCCUGGAGUGGCUGCAGAAGUACGUGUAGCGGCAGCCCGGGCUGGCUGCCUCAACAUCCCUUCCUUCUAAAGUCUGCCUUGAAGUACUUACAUCAUUUUUUAAAUUUUUACUUCAAAAAACAAAUGUAGGGAAGCUGAAAUUCAUUUAAUCUGAAACACAAAUUUGGAAGAAAGUUUCAAUGCAUGGAAAUAAUCCUCAUUACGUGUAUCCAGUGAAAAUUAAGGGAACAGUUGAGUACCUGGGGAAUUUGGGAGUCAUACGAAGUUACUGGGGGGCCUGCAGCUGCUCCAUGGUGGUCUUAAACGGCCUCGCUGCAAUGCUGGCAAGAGCACUGUAACUGGGGGCAGACUAGGAACUCAACUAGCUGUUGUCCCUGUUCUUAAGAGCUGAAGUUCUCACAUCAGUACAAUGUAGAAAUAAAGUUCCUAUAUUAACUG
Messenger RNA from Octodon degus (degu), 1359 nucleotides. RefSeq names its product carboxymethylenebutenolidase homolog (gene Cmbl). The transcript has 6 exons. NCBI's taxonomy places the organism in Eukaryota, Metazoa, Chordata, Mammalia, Rodentia, Octodontidae. Gene Ontology annotation, molecular function: hydrolase activity. The coding region runs from base 213 to 950 and encodes 245 amino acids. The record is from RefSeq and is a predicted model, not a curated record.